UGACGCCCGUCCGCGGCCUCAGCGGCCUUCUCCGCUGCGUGCGCCCCCUUCCGCCUGACGCGCCCCCGGCGGCGGCCGCGCAGCCCUGGCUCCUCGCGGGCUUGGGCGGCGGCUGCGGCGGGGCCAUGGCGAGUGGCGGUGGCGGUGGCGCUGGUAACACCGGCGCAGGUGGGGGCUCGGGGCUGGGCCUGAGCCUCGGCCUGGGCCUGAGCCUAGGCAUGGGUGAGGCCACCGGCGAGGCGGAGGAGGAGGCUGCCACGGCCGAGGCGGUGGGACGCCUGGCCACGGCUCUGUGGCUGCGGCUCCGCGGCUGGGAGGCGGUGCUGGCGGCAGCGCAGCGGCUGCUGGUGUGGGAGAAGCCGCUGCACAGCCUGGUCACGGCGGCCGCGCUCAACGGCCUCUUCUGGUUGCUGUCUUCUUCCUCCCUACGGCCCUUCUUCCUACUCAGCAUCUCACUUUUGGCCUAUUUUCUGUUGGAUCUCUGGCAGCCUCGCUUCCUCCCUGACAUCUCAGCAUCCUCCCCAGAGGAGCCACACUCUGACAGUGAGGGUGCGGGGUCAGGCGCCCGGCCGCACCUGCUGAGUGUGCCCGAGUUGUGCAGAUACCUGGCUGAGAGCUGGCUCACCUUCCAGAUUCACCUGCAGGAGCUGCUGCAGUACAAGAGGCAGAAUCCAGCUCAGUUCUGUGCUCGCGUCUGCUCUGGCUGUGCUGUACUGGCUGUGCUGGGACACUAUGUUCCGGGGAUUAUGAUUUCCUACAUUGUCUUGCUGAGCAUCCUGCUGUGGCCCCUGGUGGUUUAUCAUGAGCUGAUCCAGAGGAUGUACACUCGUCUGGAGCCCCUGCUCAUGCAGCUGGACUACAGCAUGAAGGCGGAAGCUGAUGCCCUGCAUCACAAACACGACAAGAGGAAGCGGCAGGGGAAGAAUGCACCCCCCGGAGGUGAUGAGCCACUGGCGGAGACAGAGAGUGAGAGUGAGGCAGAACUGGCUGGCUUCUCCCCAGUGGUGGAUGUGAAGAAAACAGCCCUGGCUUUGGCCAUUACAGACUCAGAGCUGUCAGAUGAGGAGGCUUCUAUUUUGGAAAGUGGUGGCUUCUCCGUAUCCCGGGCGACGACUCCACAACUAACUGACGUGUCGGAGGAUUUGGACCAGCAGAGCCUGCCAAGUGAGCCAGAGGAGGCCCUGAGUCGGGAGCUGGGGGAGGGAGAGGAGACAGACCUGGCCCCUCCCGAAGACCUGCUGGGCUCCCCUCAGGCCCUCUCAAGGCAAGACUUGGACUUGGAGGAGGAAGAAGAUGUGGCAUCCAAGGAAACCUUGCUUCGGCUCUCAUCCCCCCUUCACUUUGUGAACACGCACUUCAAUGGGGCGGGGUCUCCCACAGAUGGAGUGAUGCUCUCCGCUGGAGGACCAGUGGAGACACCGAGCCCAGAGGCAGUGAGUGGUGAUCUCAUCACUCCACCUAGCGCCCUGUCACCCCUACUUUGCCUUGCUGAAAAUGACCCGGCCCCUACCCCCUCAGUACUCCCGCCUCUUCCCCAGGACUCACCCCAGCCCCUGCCUGCCCCCGAGGAAGAAGAGGCACUCACCACUGAGGACUUUGAAUUGCUGGAUCAGGGGGAGCUGGAGCAGCUGAAUGCAGAGCUGGGGUUGGGGCCAGAGACAUUCCCAGAGCCCGCUGAUGCUCCCCCGCUAGGGCCCAAUACCCCGUCUCUGGUACAGUCAGCCCAAGAGGCUCAGGCCAUGGCAGAGCCAUGAACCCCAGGGGAAGGAGUUGCAGGCACAGUAGGGCUUCUUGGCUAGGGAUGUCACUGUUUCCUCCUUUCCCUACUGCGCUGGGGAGGAGCAAUAUGUGGGGAAGCUGGCUAUCAGAUGGAGCCAGUCCGCCCUCUGCCUGCCUGCCUGCCUGCUGUCCUGGGCCUGGUACAGUACCUGGGAUUGGUUUUAAGCUUGUAAAUAAUUUUACAUUUGGGUUAGUGGAUGUGAACAGGGCUAGAAGAGUCCUUCCCACUUGCUUCCCUGCCUCAACUCUAGUCUCAUUCCACGAUGCCCCAAGCCCUGGUGGUCUGUCCCUUUCUUUUUCCUCCUAUCCUCAGGGACCUGUGCUGCUCUGUCCUUGUGUCCCACUUGGUUGUUUAGUUCAGGCACUUUAUCAUUUUUCUCUCCUGUGCCACGCUCCUCUCUGCUUUAUUUCCCUGCUGUGUCCUGUCCUUAGCAGCUCAAUCCCCACUCUUUGCCAGCUCCUCCUUCCCAGCAGGCCCCGGCAAAGCUUUAGGGAGGCUCCUGUCUGGGAGGUGCAGACGAAGCCCGGGGUGGUGGGUCAGGUCAGUAGUUAUGCACUUAGUCGCUGUAGCCCGUGUAUCCUCCACUGCACCCUUGCCCUGGUUCAUCCCAGCCUUUCCCAAUGCAGGAUGGGAGCAGGGAUCCCACAGCACAUGCGCCAGCACUACGUUAGUGAGCAGGAGCUCUGUCUUGUGGGGCGAGGGGCUUUCUUACUAUCUUAGGGAGGAAUAAGGAGACCUGCUUCUCUGGGCCAUGGUCCAAGUGUGGUGGGACCCCCUACUAGGGUCAGGAAUUGGACAGUAACAUCUGUGCAGGUGUUGACUGGAACAAUAAAGUAUUGAUGGCUAGAACUGCUGCUGCCUGCCUGCCUGCCUCACUGUGAGCUAUCGCCCUCACUCUGUGCUCUGCCCUUAUUUCAUUGUCCCCCACCUCGCUCCUGGCUGUUUAUUUACCUUCGUGCAAAACAAGGCAAGAAGCAAGAAUUUACCCUGACAGACGUAAGUAACCUGCCCUUAGCCGUGUUCUCUGAUGCUGUGAUAUACUUGGUGAGAUUGAGCACGUCCAAAUAAAUUGUAUGCAGGAGGAAA
Messenger RNA from Lagenorhynchus albirostris (white-beaked dolphin), 2866 nucleotides. It is a transcript of the gene RETREG2, whose product is annotated as reticulophagy regulator family member 2. The coding region runs from base 126 to 1754 and encodes 542 amino acids. The record is from RefSeq and is a predicted model, not a curated record. The transcript is spliced from 9 exons. NCBI's taxonomy places the organism in Eukaryota, Metazoa, Chordata, Mammalia, Artiodactyla, Delphinidae.